UGGCCACUGCCUCCCUCCUGCCCCGCGCCCGCAACCGCGCCGCCGCCGGGCCCCAGCCACCAACAGCCCCGCCGCCCAGCCCAACUCCGGCGAAACCCAUGUCCCCGGCGUGCAUCCGAGGCCGCGCGCCACCUUCAGGACACUCUCCAUGGUGGAGAUCCCCUGCCCCACCGCUUGUUCCUCCAUGCACCCUACUUCCUUCCGGGAUCCGUCGCCACCACGCGGCGGCGAACUCCCCCGGCAGGGAUCCACUGGGGACAGCGGCGUCCCGAUCCCCUGCCGGCGGCCUUCCUCCGCGCUGGAGCUGCUCGUCCCCUACCUCCGGACGCUGCCUUGGUCUCCCCCACCUUCGGCAAUAGCUACAAUGUCGGACAUCUCCUAUAGUGGAUCAGGUCAUUGACCACCGCCUGAUGCGGCGUCGGACUAGCGUAUCCACGCUGCUCCUCCACCUCCCGACCAAUGCCCCCGGCCCCUCCUGCUGCUCACCUCCUCCUCGCAUAUGCAUCAACAAAACAUGGCAGCUGCUGCAGUCCACAUCAUUCAACAGUAGCAGGUCAACUCCUCCAAGGUCACACAAGCUCGCCGCCAAAAGCCCACGGUCUAUUGAGCCAGAGAUGGCACUGGACGCUGCCGCGGCCGGUCAUCUGGAUCGGAGCCACCAACCCACGUCCGCACAGAGGGGGCUGGUAGCAGCCCCGUUGAUGGGGAUUGGGCACUAUCUGCAGCUACAAGUGGCAUCGACCUGCAGCUGCAGGGAGCAUCGACUUGCAGCUGGAGGAGGUGUCGACCUAAAGCUCGCCACCCACGGCACUAUGACCUACUGCCACAACGGUCCACCACCUACAGCCGGCGCCCCAGCGCCUCGGCCGUUCAACUAUGCCACCUCAGGCCGUUCAACUAUGCCCCCCGCCAUCGUCGACUCCAUUUGCUUCCUUCCGCUCUACGCGGCCAGCUCCAUGAGCUACUCGCCUCUACUCUGUUUAGAAGAGCGUCGUGAGCUCGUCCAACUAUGGCUGCUUCUCUGCUGUGUCAUGCCGUUAAAUAAUGCCAUGCAAUCAUCAGGUGAAAACCUGCAGGUGACAACUCCUGUUGUGGCCAUUUCUGCUCGGGCAGAUCCCACUCCUGUUGAGAAUAGCAGCACACAAAAGGCUCAAGUUGUCGAUUAGAUGGCAAUCAGUGAACAGUUUGGUUUCUUCUCUUCUACAAAGAGUUUUUUUUCCUCCAUCAAUACCGGUGGCCGCUCUAACUUUGUGAAGCUAGAGAAACAAGAAGACACAUGGGAAAAGGGUUAUGAGCUGAAGGCGCAUUAACUUGGCUUGCCCACGGCGGUGUCUGAUACAAUAGUCUGUUAAUUUUCUGAUCGAGUUGAGCAGAGCAAUUAAAGACCAAUUAAUACCAUGCUGUAAAUUUGUUGCACAAACAAACUAAUGAACCAACAACAAAAUUAUAACUUGGGCAUAUGAAACAACCAAAGGCUCCAGCCAAGUAUCAUCACAGUCCAUCCAA
Messenger RNA from Triticum dicoccoides, 1506 nucleotides. RefSeq lists its product as uncharacterized. NCBI's taxonomy places the organism in Eukaryota, Viridiplantae, Streptophyta, Magnoliopsida, Poales, Poaceae. Bases 411 to 1166 code for a protein of 251 amino acids. The record is from RefSeq and is a predicted model, not a curated record. The transcript has 4 exons.